CACACAAACCAUGCUUAAGCUACGUUUAACAGGUCAAACAUCAGAAAUAGGUUAACGUGGUCUAUUAUUAGUACACAUAUAGUUAUCAGGAUUAUUGCCAGAAUGGCUCAUUAUCGCACAAAUGUGAAAAUCGGAAACUGGAACGAGGACCUGCGCUUAGAAGAGGAUGCAAAGAAAGAGUAUCUGGAGAAAAAAGAGAGGGGUGAGCUUGCUGCCCAGAAAGUAGACUUCCUCAAACAGAACAUUUUGAAACCGGUGAAUCUAACUGUGACAAAGGAUGGAAGAUUGCACUUUGGGGAUGUUGUGAUGUUGGUGAACAUGGGAGGAGAAAAGAGGGAGCGCAGUGCAGUGAGCAUUAAUGCAGACAUUAACAGUUUGACGAGGAUUCUUUCGGCUGGCAUUCUAGCCCCGUGUGAAGUUAUUGCAGGAAGAGGUAUUCAGGCCUGCACGCGCACUGCCUUCAUCAUUACCAGUGUAGAUGGCAGUCCUGAAGGGUCGACUCUUCAUUUUGAGCAACGUUUUGCCCUGAAAACAACAACUGGCUUUGCCGGGGGACUUUACUUGACGAGUGACCUGCGAAGUUUUCAAAAGUGUGCGAAGAAGUCCCGGCUACAAGAAGUAAACUUAGAAGAUGGCGGUUCCUUUCUGUCAUGGUGGAAGAUAGUCUACUUUGACCCCCAAGAGAGGCUUGAAUAUGAGGAUCAGCCGGUUCCUGCUAAUAUGAGCGUGCUGGUCAUACACUGCAAGACAAACCAGGCUCUUGCUGUUCUGGGUGAACAUGUGCUUUGGACCACAUAUGGCAAAGAGUACGAGAUGACGGCUCACACCUUCCUGGAUUCCCACAAAGUCGAGCAAGACAACAACCACUGGAUACUGUGCACCUCUGACCCAGCUGGGAACGGCCUCGUACUUCUCAAACACCCACAGUUAGCGGCCGACGACAAGGAGCUCACACAGGCAAACCCUGGCAUCUAAAUCUAACACACUCCACUCUCAUGCUGUAACAUGUAGGGCAGAUACAGACUAUAUCAUUAACAACACCUACACUUUAACGUUCUAAAAAUAAAGUUUUUUUUGUGUUCUGUU
This is a messenger RNA of Cottoperca gobio, 1086 nucleotides long. It is a transcript of the gene cfap161, whose product is annotated as cilia and flagella associated protein 161. Gene Ontology annotation, biological process: cilium assembly. The coding region runs from base 103 to 975 and encodes 290 amino acids. The record is from RefSeq and is a predicted model, not a curated record. Lineage: Eukaryota; Metazoa; Chordata; Actinopteri; Perciformes; Bovichtidae. Gene Ontology annotation, cellular component: motile cilium. The transcript has 8 exons.